CUUGUUGCUUGGUGUUCUUUGGUGUGUUUGUUUGUUGCUCCUCAUAGAUUCAUUCAAGAGGGAAAGGUGUUGAUCUUGGGCACUACACAUUCAUUUGUGUUCUUGCUUUCCCAACAAGUGGUAUCGGAGCGCCGGAGUAAUCUAUUAUUUGUCUUGAUUGAAUGAUGGAGCCAAAUUACAGCAGGAUGAUCAGUUUGAAUGACACAAAUUAUCACAAAUGGAAGGGUAAAAUGAAGGAUUUACUCUUUGUGAAAAAACUGCAUCUACCAGUGUUUGUUACUCAGAAGCCAGAGUCAAAAAGUGAUGAAGAGUGGGCUUUUGAACAUGAAAUGGUUUGUGGUUUCAUUCGUCAGUGGGUAGAUGAUAAUGUUCUGAAUCACAUCUACAAUGAAUCUCAUGCUAGAUCUUUGUGGGACAAGCUUGAAUCCUUGUAUGCAUCAAAAAUAGGGAAUAACAAGCUAUAUUUGCUUAGGCAAGCUAUGAAUCUGAGAUUCAAGGAAGGUUCUUCUAUUUCUGACCACUUGAAUGAAUUUCAAGGGUGUUUUGAUCAGUUGUCAGACAUGGGCGUAAAGUUCGAGGAUGAGAUUUUGGGACUUUGGUUGCUGAAUACUUUGCCUGAUUCUUGGGAAAAUCUUUGCGUGUCUUUGAUUAGUUCUGCUCUCGGUGGUUCAGUAACUAUGGAAUAUGUCAAAGCUGCCGUUCUGAAUGAAGAAGUGAGACGCAGAACUCAUGAGACAUCUACUUCAAAAUCUGAUGUCUUGGUUACUGAAAAUAGGGGGAGAAGCAAAGACAGAGAUCAUGGAGAAUUCAAAAGGGGCAAGAGCAGGAGCAAGUCCAGGUCAAAAUACAAAAAUGUUGAGUGUCAUUAUUGUCAUAAAAAGGGGCACUUAAUGAAAAACUGCUUCAAGCUGAAGAACAAAGACAAGAAUAAGCCAGAAGGGAAAGAUGGUGAAAAUGAUCGUCAUGUUGCUACCACGACUUCGGGUGAUCUGAUAGUUGUUUCUGAUAACGACUUGAUUAAUGUUGCCUCUGAUGAAUCAAGUUGGGUUAUUGAUAGUGGUGCCGCUUUCCAUGUGACGUCAAGGAAAGAUUUCUUCACAUCUUAUACUCCAGGUGAUUAUGGGGUAUUGAAGAUGGGUAAUGAUGGUCGUUCACAGGUUGUUGGCAUUGGUGUUGUUGUCCUGGAAACCAGAACUGGGAUGAAGUUAGUGUUGAAGAAUGUCCGACAUGCACCAGAUAUUCGCUUGAAUUUGAUAUCUACUAGUGUCUUGGAUGAUGAAGGUUAUAUGAGUACCUUUGGUGAUGGGCAAUGCAAACUCACUAAGGGUUCUNCUUCAAUACCCCAUAAUCACCUGGAGUAUAAGAUGUGAAGAAAUCUUUCCUUGACGUCACAUGGAAAGCGGCACCACUAUCGAUAACCCAACUUGAUUCAUCAGAGGCAACAUUAAUCAAGUCGUUAUCAGAAACAACUAUCAGAUCACCCGAAGUCGUGGUAGCAACAUGACGAUCAUUUUCACCAUCUUUCCCUUCUGGCUUAUUCUUGUCUUUGUUCUUCAGCUUGAAGCAGUUUUUCAUUAAGUGCCCCUUUUUAUGACAAUAAUGACACUCAACAUUU
Molecule: messenger RNA, 1615 nt
Organism: Cuscuta campestris
Lineage: Eukaryota; Viridiplantae; Streptophyta; Magnoliopsida; Solanales; Convolvulaceae
Source: the annotation of a GenBank genome assembly